This is a messenger RNA of Epinephelus moara (kelp grouper), 2539 nucleotides long. RefSeq names its product ANTXR cell adhesion molecule 2a (gene antxr2a). NCBI's taxonomy places the organism in Eukaryota, Metazoa, Chordata, Actinopteri, Perciformes, Serranidae. The record is from RefSeq and is a predicted model, not a curated record. Gene Ontology annotation, molecular function: signaling receptor activity. The transcript is spliced from 17 exons. Gene Ontology annotation, cellular component: membrane. Bases 337 to 1824 code for a protein of 495 amino acids.
CUGAGUGAAGUUUGUUGUUAGCAGUGAUUUCGGUUAUCCUCAAAAACAGGCUCGGUGUGAGCUCAGGAGCAGGUUAGCCCUCACAGAGGAUGUUAAUGAGUUAACGGUGAGUCAUGAAGAUGAAGAAACGAGUCAGUUGAUGACGCUGGGGCGGUGAUUUCCUUUAUUUCGCAGGUCAGUCAGUUAACUUCGUUGUUUUGGAGGAACUUUGACAUGUAGCUGCUCACACCGCGGGAUGCGCACUUCACAUUCAGCUCUCCCUGCGCUCUGUGAAACUCUGUGAAGGGUAUUUAUUGUUUUUUUUAAACGCGAGAUUUAGUUUUCCUGUGGCUGAAAAUGUUGGAGAAGCUGUCACGUUACUUCCCCACGGAGGGUGAACUUUUCCACGUGAAGAGUCGGUGGACGUCUGCGGCGGUUGCAGUCGUCCUCCUGGGGUUGUUUGCCUCGUCUUGCUGGGCAGAGGAAGCAUCCUGUCACGGAGCCUACGACCUCUACUUUGUUCUGGACAAGUCUGGAAGUGUCGCUGGUGACUGGGUCGAGAUUUACUCGUUUGUGAAGAACCUCACCGACAGAUUUGUGAGCCCCAGAAUGAGAGUGUCGUUCAUCGUCUUCUCAGCCAAAGCACAAGUCCUGCUGCCUCUGACUGGAGACAGAUACCAGAUAGAAGAGGGGCUGAAGCGCCUGCGGGAAGUCAAACCAGCAGGAGAAACAUACAUGCACGAGGGAAUAAAAGAGGCCUCAGCGCAGAUACAGACACAACCCAGCAAGUCCUCCAGCAUCAUCCUGGCUCUGACGGACGGGAAACUUGAAGUUUACGUUCACGAGCUCACAGUGAAAGAGGCUGAUGAGGCGAGGAAAUACGGUGCCCGUGUUUACUGUGUGGGUAUCAAGGACUUCGACGAGCAGCAGCUUGCUGAUAUUGCGGACACCAAGGACCAAGUGUUUCCUGUCAAAGAUGGCUUCCACGCACUCAAAGGCAUUGUCAAUUCUAUAUUAAAGCGAUCGUGCACAGAGAUCCUGAGUGUGGAGCCCUCCAGUGUCUGUGUGAACGAGUCCUUCGACAUCGUCCUCAGAGGGAACGGCUUCACCCUCGGCCGCAGCAAUGAAGGCGUCGUCUGCAGCUUCAUUGUCGACCAGCAAACCUUCAAUCACAAGCCGAGCACUGUGCGCAGUGAUUAUCUGCUGUGUCCUGCACCGGUGCUCUACGAAGUGGGACAGACUAUGGAUGUUCUCAUCAGCCUAAACCACGGCAAGUCCUUCAUCUCCAGCGCCUACACCAUCACCGCCACCACAUGUUCAGAUGGUCUGGUGGUGUUGAUAGUCAUCCUGGUGCUGCUGGUCCUCGUAGCUCUGGCCCUCAUGUGGUGGUUCUGGCCUCUCUGCUGCACACUGGUCAUCAAAGACCCACCACCACCUCCUCCACCUUCCCGUCCUCCUCAACCUGAGCCAGAGCCGCUGCCCAAGAAGAAGUGGCCGACUGUGGAUGCUUCCUACUACGGAGGAAGAGGAGCUGGAGGGAUCAAACGCAUGGAGGUGCGUUGGGGCGAGAAGGGCUCGACCGAGGAGGGGGCCAGGCUGGAGAAAGCCAAGAACGCCGUAGUGUCCAUACCAGAGGAUGUGGAUGAACCAAUGAUCAAACGUCCAAGCCCAAAACCUGCCCCUGCCUACCAUCACAAUGAGAACAAAUGGUACACUCCCAUCAAGGGUCGUCUUGACGCUCUGUGGGCUCUACUGAGGCGGCAGUACGACAGGGUUUCACUCAUGCGACCCACAAAUGCAGACCAGGGUCGGUGUAUUAAUUUCAGCCGUGUGCCGCAUCAGUAGAAGAGAAGAACUACUGUGUGAAAACCAACAUGUGCUGAUCGCUGUGGACACCAGAAGAAUUUCAGGUUUUUUGUUUUUUGUUUGGAAGAUCUUUAGUCCUGCAGCUGAAACCACUAUCUGUUCACUUUGCUCUACUCUGUGCACAAAGUUUCCUUCCUGGUUUUCUGCUCUUUAAACCUCUGCAGCACACAAGGUGAAAUGUUAAUACUGAUUUUUGUUCAUUAAGUUAUUUACUACCUUUUUCUGCUACCAAAUAUUUUUAUAAAUUAAGAGGAAAAAUAAAGAAACAAGCACAAGGCGCCCCUGAACUCAGCACUCAGACUCGGUUAGCUUUUCGUGCGCACCAAAGGCUUAACAUAUUCUGACCAUAUUGUGCCUUCUGUGAAAAACCUAAUUUCAUGGACACAGACGGAAGCUAUCUAAAGAAAAAAAAAAACUGGAGAAAGGGGCUGUUUGCCUUUGGCGUGGAAGUCGGAAUAAUCCCAGUGGGCCUCACAAGUGCAGAAGUCCGUUGCCUUUUGGCAAUGUCUCAUCACGAAUCCUCUCCAACUUCAGCAGUGCUGGAUGCCUGGCGGCUGCCCUUUGACUGGCUGAUCUUGUCAUUUUAACACUGAGAAGUGCACACGCAUGACAAAUUGUAGACAGGAUGCCCCAAGGUAUUGGAACGCACCAAGACUUUGCCCUGUAGUUUUUCGUUGUUUUUUUUUUUUUUUUU